Molecule: messenger RNA, 788 nt
Organism: Blastocystis hominis
Lineage: Eukaryota; Bigyra; Opalinata; Blastocystidae
Exons: 3
Coding region: 173-499 (108 amino acids)
Source: RefSeq, a predicted model, not a curated record
AAGUGUGAUAAGACAGUCGUACACGACUACUAUGUUGAACAUCAAAGAAGCGCGUUAUUGCGAGAUCCAAAAGUUAAUAAAUCGACACAAUUUAGGGUGUAUACUCGACUGUCCUAUUCUAUCCAAGAUCGAAGAGACUUCCAGCUUUUAGUUUGAGUUUGGUAGUAGAUUGAUGGAUAGAAUUCACCGUUUAUUAAUGACUAUGACUUGGUGUCUUUCCGUCCGCAAAACCAGGAGGGAUUUGAAUUUGCCUGUUCUUCAAAACUCAUCGACAUCAUCGAGAUUCCUCUCGUGGACCCUCUUCCUUUUACGUACUCCAAAUCGUCCAUCGACAAAGCAAUCAAAAACGGAACUAUGUUCGAGUUCCAACUCGCUCCUGCUUAUCGAGAUCGUUCAGCACGCCGCGCUCUUUUUGCAGCUUCUCCGCUUCUCCUUCUCUUCUCACGAGGAAACAACAUGCUAUUCUCAGCGUAAUGAGCGAAUGAUUCGUGGAAGAUAGAAACCCGCUGGAUCCUAUCGAAUUGCGAAGCCCGCAGGAGUACAUAACAAUCGCAAAGGCGGUGGGCUUGUCAGCAGACAAGGCGAAUGAAGCGAUCCAUCGAAAUCCUCAGAAGGCGUUGGAACACGGGAGUUUUUGAAUUCCAAGCGAUUGAGGCAUAGAAAAGCGAAAAUCAGAGCAGAAGGUGGAAAUCAUUGAUGGAGCUGUGUAGGAUUCGGAACGGGCUUGUCAUUUUUAACUCUUGUCGAGCCAUCGAAAAAUAAAAAGAGCAGAAGUGAUAGAGAAAAUA